Papaver somniferum (opium poppy) is the source of this 2108-nucleotide messenger RNA. RefSeq lists its product as uncharacterized. Bases 416 to 1447 code for a protein of 343 amino acids. The record is from RefSeq and is a predicted model, not a curated record. The transcript has 2 exons. Lineage: Eukaryota; Viridiplantae; Streptophyta; Magnoliopsida; Ranunculales; Papaveraceae.
AAAAUAUAAGGCAAAAUUAAAGUGGGCAUGAAGGAAGAGAGCAAUAAUCAUUUUUAUUUUGGUUUACUUGCCUUUUUUAUCAAUCUUUUAAAAAGAUAAUUACUUUUUAUGCACAAUUCUUUAUUUGUUAGAGAUUAGUAUUAUUAUGGAUCUAUUUUUAUUUUAUUUUUCUCCGGAUCUAGAUUCUGUUCCAGAUUAAUUUCUUAGGAUUCGAGUGUUCCUUUGAUCUAGAUUCUGGGUGUCAUGUUUAAGUCACUUUUCUUUUCGCAAAUUGUAUGAUGGAGAUGAUAUUACAUGUAUCGGCUUGGAUUCUGGUUCAUAUGUUAAUCUCGUCGUUUGUUUCUUUUACAUCUUAAUCUCGUCGUUUGAUUCUGGGAGCAUUGCUUGUUAGAAAAGGUGUUAUUAAGAAGAAGAGAUGAAAAGUCGACCACAAAGAUACUACCCUACCAACUAUGACAAGACUACUUUGUGCAAGACCAUUGGAAAAUCUGUAUCAGUUGAAACACGGGAUGGUUCAUCUAUUUUUGGUGGAGAUCACUCAGGUCUUCAUUAUGCUUCUACUAGCAGUGAUUCAGAUGCUGAAGAUAAUGGAGGAUUACGUUUGAAAGAAUCUAAAAGAGAGAGAGCAACCGAACGCACUGCACAUUCCUUACAGUCCACAAAGAAAAGCAACGAGAGAAGAACCAUGCAUCGGCAGCAGGAAAAUCACAGGACUCUGAAUAAGGAGAACAAUGCCAUGAAGCAGCAGCAGCAGAAACGGUAUUGCGAGAAGGAGAAUAAGCGCCCAUCAAACCAUAAUGUCCUAAGUAAGGUGACUAAUGUCCUAACUUCUCACAUGACUUCAAAAACGAGCAACAAAGAAGGAACCAAGAAGAAGAAGCUGCCCUGUCAGGAGCCUAAUCCCGGUACCUUCUUCCAGUCUACUUCAGUAACAAAUUGUAGCUCCGAUCCAGAUGUUGAUUCUGAGGAUAAUAGGGAGUUGUGUUUCCGAGAAAGCAAAAAUGAAGAGGUGAAAAAAGGUCCUGCACGUUUUAGCUCCUUAGUUGCCUUACUGCCCACAAGCAAAAGCAAGAACAAAGAUAUGCAAAAGCAGAGUGCCAAUAUCAGUUACAUCCCCUGUGGCCCCUCGAGCGUUGAUGUCUUUCUUUCUUGUAUUACUUCAAAGAUGAGUAUCAAAGAGGAGACUGGGAAGCACCACUGGGAAGCUUCCUGGUAUCAAGGAAUUGGAAAGCCAAACUCAAUGUAUGGCCCUCAUGAGAUGAAAUACUGGGUUACUGUAGAUGGUUACUUUAUAAAGGAAAUAAUAGGUGGAUAUGGAGCUAUUAUUCGCGACGACCGUGGUAAACCCAUUGUUGCUUUUUUCUGGGAUUUCUGUAGUUCCAGUUUCAGACCUUCAUCACAAGUUGCAGGGUGUGGUACAAGGUUUGAAGCUCGCAUUGAAGUAUGAUCUUCUUGAUAUCGAACUCGGUUGCAAUUCAAAACGUGUUGCUAACAUUGUUAUGAGGAUUCUUGAUACAAUAAAUGGAUGUGGUAUUCAUGGUGUUGAAGAAUGUUCUUUUGAUGUUAUUUGUGGGAGAUGUGUGAAGGAUCUUACCACUUCAGAUGAGUAUCACACUGUGUUCCCUCUCUUAAGGAAAAUUGGAAAGAUGUAUCAUCAAUUUCCUUUGAUGCCGGCAAUCAGCAGUAUCUCAACAGAACUCAACAGAUCAGCAAAUUUUCUGGCUAAGCUUGGUUUACAUGACAGUGAGAUGAAUCCAUGCCAAUUUCCCAAGGACUUGAAAAAAAUUCUUGUUGAAGAUUUUAUUGGCUCUUGUCAGCACGGGUUGCCUUCUCUUCCAUAGAGUUUCUAUGUUCACUUUUGGGUUUUGUCUGGAUUUGUUAGCUGAUACACCUUUCACUUUUGCUGAUUAUGCUGCGUGAACCUCUACCUGUAUGAAGAGGCCAACUUUUUGCAAAUUGCAGGCUGUGCUAGAGUUUCGAAAAUGCUUGUCAGCAGUACGAGCAGAAGAGUGUCUGGCUAAGCUUCCCUGUCCUGCCAUUGUACUUAUGUGUUUACUCUUUAGUUAUCUGGUGCUUUGAAACUAAUGGAAAUGCUAUUCUACUCUCUA